UCAUGACUGCACAGUUGAGAGUCAGCUAUCUUUUCCCACUUCUUCUAGCUGGCUUCAUGCAAACAAAUCCCAUGUCGGAGAAAAUGAAGAUGGAUUGCUACAAAGAUGUGAAAGGCACCAUCUUUGACUAUGAGGCCUUUGCUAUUAAUGGAAAUGAAUACAUUCAGUUCAAGCGGUAUGUGGGCAAGCAUGUCCUAUUUGUCAACGUGGCCACCUAUUGUGGUCUGACAGCUCAGUAUCCUGAACUAAAUGCACUCCAGGAGGAGCUGAAGCCCUCCGGCCUAGUUGUGUUGGGCUUUCCCUGCAACCAGUUUGGAAAGCAAGAACCAGGAGACAACAAAGAGAUUCUCCUUGGACUCAAGUAUGUCCGCCCAGGGGGAGGAUUUGUACCUAAUUUCCAGCUUUUUGAGAAAGGGGAUGUGAAUGGCGAAGAAGAACAGAACAUCUUUACCUUCUUGAAGCAAUCCUGUCCUCACCCCUCUGAGAUUUUGGCCUCAUUCCGAUAUAUCUCCUGGGAACCCAUAAAAGUCCAUGAUGUCCGCUGGAACUUUGAGAAGUUCCUGGUGGGGCCCAAUGGAGUCCCCGUCAUGCGCUGGUCCCACCGGGCUACAGUCAGCACAGUCAAGUCAGACAUCCUGGCGUACUUGAAGCAAUUCAAAACUAAAUAG
This is a messenger RNA of Propithecus coquereli (Coquerel's sifaka), 668 nucleotides long. It is a transcript of the gene GPX5, whose product is annotated as glutathione peroxidase 5. Gene Ontology annotation, biological process: response to oxidative stress. Lineage: Eukaryota; Metazoa; Chordata; Mammalia; Primates; Indriidae. The record is from RefSeq and is a predicted model, not a curated record. Bases 3 to 668 code for a protein of 221 amino acids. Gene Ontology annotation, molecular function: glutathione peroxidase activity. The transcript is spliced from 5 exons.